Messenger RNA from Acanthaster planci (crown-of-thorns starfish), 4102 nucleotides. It is a transcript of the gene tm9sf1, whose product is annotated as transmembrane 9 superfamily member 1. The record is from RefSeq and is a predicted model, not a curated record. Gene Ontology annotation, cellular component: membrane. Gene Ontology annotation, biological process: protein localization to membrane. Lineage: Eukaryota; Metazoa; Echinodermata; Asteroidea; Valvatida; Acanthasteridae.
GGGAAUUCUCGACCGGCGCGGCUCACGUACCGUAAAGUAAGAUGGCGUCCGUCGAGGUGGCAUCUCGAAUUUUGUUCGCAAUUUUGUUGACAUUGUUGGAGUCCUCCGAAGCAUCAGGUAACCACUUUAAAGAUGGUGAUAAGGUGGUAGUGUACGUUAACAAAGUGGGACCUUACUUCAACCCUCAUGAGACUUACCAUUACUAUCAGUUACCUGUGUGUAGACCAGAGAAGGUUGAAACACGCAGCUUAACAUUAGGAGAAAUUCUAGAUGGAGACAGAAUGGCAAUUUCUAUGUACGAUGUCAAAUUCAAGCAGAACGAAAUCAACAAACAGUUGUGCAUUGUGACGCUGAAAGAAGCCGACCUCAAACAGAUGAAGGAAGCCAUAGAGGAUCUUUAUUACUUUGAGUUUAUCGUGGAUAACAUUCCACUCCGCGGUUUUGUUGGCCAUUUUGAAGAGGGCGGGUUCAUCCCCCACACCCAUAAACUAUUCCUGUGGCAUCACCACACCUUCUAUAUUGAAUACAACGGGGACCAGAUCGUUUACGCCAACAUCACCAUGAGGGACCGGAUGCCGCUGAAUCUCGACGAUGCCGUGGCGCCCCUGGAAGUGCAGUUCACCUACUCCGUGGUCUGGCAGGAGACCAAGACGCCGUACAAUCAACGCCACCUGCGACUGCUGAAGAGCAGCAAUUUCUUCCCCAGGACCCUGGAGGUUCAUUGGCUGUCCAUUAUCAACUCCAUGGUGCUUGUGUUCCUGCUGCUAGGAUUUGUUCUGAUCAUCUUGAUGCGAGUCUUGAAGAACGACUUUGCCCGUUACAACCUGGACGACGACGACGCGGAUGAGAUGGACCAGGAGGAGAAUGGCUGGAAGAUCAUCCACACAGACGUCUUCCGAUUCCCUCCGCAGAGGAGUCUGCUGUGUGCCAUGCUUGGUGUGGGCUCCCAGUUCUUGACCCUGGCCACUGCCAUCAUCAUCAUGGCUCUGCUGGGGAUGUUCAACGUCCACAAACAUGGCUCCAUCAACACCGCGGCCAUCUUGCUGUACGCUUUGACCUCAGGUGUGUCUGGGUAUGUGUCCAGCACCUUCUACAAGAAGCUGGGAGGGGAAAACUGGGUGUGGAACAUUGUUUUGACAUCGUCAUUGUUCACUGCACCAUUCUUUCUGAUCUGGAGUGUGAUCAACUCGGUGGCCUGGUACAACGAUUCCACCCAAGCCCUGCCUUUCACCACUAUACUGCUGCUCAUGUGCAUCUGGAUACUAGUGGGCUACCCUCUCACGGUGAUUGGAGGCAUUUUUGGCAAGAACAUGGCCGACUCUUUUGACGCCCCCUGCCGGACCAAGAACAUCGCCCGCGAGAUACCAUCCGUGCCCUGGUUCCGUUCGGGCUUUAUGCAUUGCCUGGUGGGCGGGUUUCUCCCCUUCAGUGCCAUCUCUGUGGAACUGUACUACAUCUUUGCGACGGUCUGGGGUCGGGAAAUGUACACGCUGUACGGCAUCCUGUUCGUUGUCUACGGCAUCCUGCUGAGCGUGACGGCCUGCAUCUCUGUGGCACUGACCUACUUCCAACUGUCCAAUGAAGAUUACCGCUGGUGGUGGCGUUCCGUCUUCAGUGCUGGAUCCACCGGUAUUUUCGUGUUUAUCUACGCGAUUUUCUACUUCAUGAAGCGCUCCAGCAUGACAGGCAUUCUGCAAACGGUACAGUUUUUCGGCUUCACUUUCCUCGCAUGCUACGUCUUCUUCCUCAUGCUGGGCACCGUGUCAUUUUUCGCGUCGCUGAAAUUUAUCCGUUAUAUAUACAGGAAUCUUAAGAUGGAUUAGGUCUGCCUGGUCUAAUUGCCUUGUAAUUUCAUUUGUUUCUUGGUUUGUUUAUGGGCGGUUUACAAUUUUGAGCAUUUCAUUAACACAGCGCAGACUUAGGCAUGUCACAGUAUUUUGUUCUGUCUCGUCUAUUCAGUUUUGUGUAAAGUACACAAGGCACCAGACUGCAAAAAAAUACAGUGUUCCCACCAAGUUUCUAAUGCGACUCUUAAAGACACUGUCGAACACUGGUGUGUAACCUGCGGGAACUGUGUGCUUAAUAUAUUGUUGUGUCCCAGGUAUAAAUCUGGCCCAUUUAGUGAUUGCUGCAGUGUUCGGUACGUGUGCGCUGCAUCUACCAGUGCAUGAUAGAAAACGGUUGGUUUCUACAAAUGGCCUGCUUUCUUAGCCAUGGUUCUUCAAUGUGUAGAUAUCAGAGUGGCCAUGCCACAGCAAUUGGGCACUCCUCAAUGCAGAUGGAGUGUUAUGGACAAUUUUGGAUGCACGACUACACAUGUGCGUCUUUUAAGGGUGGGUGUGUGUGGGAACACUAGAAAUGGCCAUAUCGUGGUCUGAACCCCAGAACUCAAGAAGUUGUUGAUUACUGUAAGCUGCAGGAUCUGUCAGUAUCAGUCCAGCUUUAGGCAUUACGAUGGUCAGUGCCCUUCAUCAAGACAGUGUGUCAGGACAAGUAGCUGCAUCUCGAAACCCAGGAGUCAAAUGGGCUACCCUUGAGGGCCAGAAAAACAACUGUUGUGUUUGGUUGAGUAGUUUGGACUGUGAAGGGGGGACCACCAUGCUGUGCACUUCCCAGAGAGCCCAGAAAGUUCUGGGAAUGUUUACGGACCCCAGUGAACGGGUUAAUGAGACUGUGUACAGCGCAUUGAGCAGCAGGAUUGGUGGAUGCCUACACUGCUGAAGCAUACCUUACGAUUAUCUGGAUAACUCAUCACUACAAUGCAACAGUCACAAAAUAUUCCCAGAUAUCGGAACAUCUGAGUAGUCAGGUAGAGCCAGUAUGAUGGCCUGUGAAGGCUUGACCCUACAGGUGUUUUUUUCCAUCCGCCAACAUCAAAGUUGUGAAUAAAGAAUGGACUGGUAGAAUCCAUACAAGUGCCACAACCUGUAAGGCAUAGUUGAGCUAUCAACUCUCCCCCCCACCCCCUCUACCAAGCUCCCCCCCUUGAAUUUGGCAAGCAAACAUAAACAGGAAUGAAAACUUCAUUCCUUUUGGCAGUUGUGUGGUGUUUUUUUUCUGGGAACAUAUCCGGAACAUGGUUCAGUGUGGGUACUAUUACAACUACCCUGUCACUGUUGCUGAAUUCCUGAGAGCAACAAGGACACAGCACCAAGUACUGCACUAUAAGAAUGGAGGAUUUGAUGAGGAAAACCGGAUUUGUCAAAUACAAUUUGGGACGCAAACCAUUUUCGGCUUUUACAAUGUGCUUUGAAGCUUCCAGAAUGCAACUUUGCAGUGGGCAUAAUUACUUGCAUAUGUGUGCAUGUCUCCGAUCAUGAGUGAAUUUUCUGUUACAAAGACACCAUGUGAAAACCGUCGAAAUGACAAGAUUUAUUCAAAAUAAUCUUGUAUUAAUCACAUCCAUACAAUUCAUCAAAGCUUGAUUUGUGAGCAGGUUGUUUGAUAAGUACAAAAACAUUUGUUGUAGAUUUGGCAAAGAUUGACCAACAUUUUCUGUCAUUCCUAACCCAUCAGUGCCAGUAACAUGCCAUGAAUAACAUGCAAAUGUUGUCUUAUCGUAGACUAAUUUGUACAGUAAUAACACACAACAGUUGCUCAUUCUAAAUGAAAGCAAGCACACAAUUUCAAAAUCUUACGCUGUAGAAUGGCCAAGGAGUGCCUCUCUAGUUUUCCUGAUGUUUAGAGUGGUGUCAACUGUACCCAGAAUUGGAGCCAUGCACAUGUGUGUUGUGGUACAUGCAUAUACUGUGUACUUACAAUGUGAAUUUGGGCACUGUGUGUAUAUUAAUGCAUGAUCCAGGGGACUGCAUUUAUUACGCCCACCAAGAAUUUAUUAGAUUUGGAAUCCAAAUUAUUAGGUAUUAGGGUUUAGUUAACAUUAGAAGAAUUAAAGUCAACAAUUAAAUGUAAGUCUUCAUAAAGAUUUGGCUUUCCUAAAGAAGAGCCCCUACUUUUAAAAUUUCUAUUCAGUUUGAAAGGCAUUGCUGAACAGAUAUACAAUGUUUUGAAUUGUUAGCACAUAGUUUACAUGUUUCCAGUUGGGUUUGUAUUUUUACAAUUUGUUGGGGCACAAAUUCUGGAUUAAAGCAAUAUUCACACA